Trichobilharzia regenti is the source of this 1633-nucleotide messenger RNA. The record is from the annotation of a GenBank genome assembly. NCBI's taxonomy places the organism in Eukaryota, Metazoa, Platyhelminthes, Trematoda, Strigeidida, Schistosomatidae.
CUUAUUUGAGUCAUUCGACUUGCCAGUAGCUAGAUUUAUUAACCAAUCAAAAAUGAACUCAGGAGAUAACCAAUCAGAAUUCAACCUUUACAAAAUUAUUAUUUAUAAGCAUAAAAUUUACUCAUAAUCAUUCACUGAUUAACAUUAACUAAAUCUGUUGAGUAAAGCAUUUUCUAAAGCGUGAAUAAUGGCAACUGGACAAAAAAGUAAUCUACUAGGACCUUCAUUAGUACAUAAAGGAGGUAGAGCGAUGGACUCCUUUUUGGAUGCAUUUUUUGCCUUGGAUGUUGAUAAUCGGGAAGAAAUAUCUCUAAAUGAAUUAAGCGCAUAUAAUAAGAAAAACAACCUGCAAGAUAAUUUCCCUGAAGAAAUGCUACUUAUAAUCAUUCAAUGUAAUGGAAUUUUUCCAUGAAUAUAAUUAGCAGUCGGUGGAAUUACCUACAUUUUUAUUAUUUUUGUGAAGAGUCUUCAUUCUUGUAAUUCUUAACUUCUUUUUAAACUGGAUUUGAUAUUAUUAUUUUUCAUACAGAAUUCGAGACAAUCUUUAUGUUGCAUUUAGUAUUGGUCAGUUCAGUGUAUUUGCAUUUUAGUGAGUAAUAAUGUCUCCAUCGGGGUUUGAACCCAAAAUCAUCGUGUCAAAGAUAAGAAGUUGCACUCUAUGAAGCAGACAUUUCUUCGUCGUUUCGAUGCUGAAAAAACUGGCGUUGUAACAUUGGAUCAAUAUUGUAAAGCACUAGGUCUUGUUCCUAAAGAAGCGCGGGAACUACGAAGACGACGUACAACACAAAUGUUUGAACAUUUAUUACCGCGUGAUUUAGAAUUUAUUUAUGAUGAUAUGGAUUUAGAAAUGAAAGUUAAAAUAAUGGAAUUAUUUAUUAAUGAUUUACGUGAAUCUGGUCGUAAAACAAACGUAGACAUGGAGUUAUUAGACAAAGCAAUGCAACGUUUAAAAGAAUAUUUUGAUACACGUUAUGGGAAAUCAUGGCAUAUUGUUGUGUCAAUUAAUCAGCAUUUGGCAAGAUUUAGUUAUGAACCAGGCACAUUAUUGCAUUUCUGCUUAGGACGUUUCGCUGUGUUAAUAUGGAAGACACCAUGUUCAGCUUAAUUAAUUAACUAAUCAAUAAUUAAUCAAAAAAGAUUAUUAUUAUUAUUAAUACUACGCGAAAUCAUUUAUUCUAUAAAUUAAAUUUGUAUGUGUAAUUCUCCUUCCACCUUUCUUGUGGUAUUCAAUUUUCUUAAAUUUGUAUGAACCGCCUUCUCUACCUGUCUGUUUUGCUAAUCUUUUCUUCUUUUUUGUUAUUGUUGUAAUAAUAAUUAAAUGAUUUCAAUUGCUUAUGUAUUUCAUUAGAUUUCUGUGGUAAUUGCUUGUGUUAAACCUUGAAUAUACGAUGCAUUGAAAUAACCUCAAGCAGCUGAGGGUGCUCCUCUGUCUACAAGGAGACACGAACAGACAAACACAUGAAUAAUACAAUCUUAUGCACAUAUUACUAUGAUAACAGUUAUUGUGAUGAAUGAAUGUCACUUGACACAAACAUUAUAUGCCACGCAUAAUUUUCUUUACUGUUCUGUUUUUAUCAAUAUCUAUCUUGUUUAGCUUUGAAUAAAUUGAUUAAGAUGAAAUCGUAACGAUGAA